Messenger RNA from Limanda limanda (common dab), 2629 nucleotides. Its product is annotated as putative cytochrome P450 120. The transcript has 11 exons. Gene Ontology annotation, biological process: sterol metabolic process. The record is from RefSeq and is a predicted model, not a curated record. The coding region runs from base 204 to 1490 and encodes 428 amino acids. Gene Ontology annotation, molecular function: heme binding; monooxygenase activity; iron ion binding. NCBI's taxonomy places the organism in Eukaryota, Metazoa, Chordata, Actinopteri, Pleuronectiformes, Pleuronectidae.
UGAGAGCGGUGAUCAGAGGUCGAUUCCCCAGCAGCCGCUCGGAUAAAACGGAUCCCCAGUCGGGCCAGAUGCGGGUUUAGUUCGGGUCUGGACCAGAUGAAGGUUUAGUCCGGGUCAGGACCUGGCCUCGGUCUAAGUCAAGUUCACAGUCGCGGUUGCUCUCUAGUUCUGAGUCGAAUUUGCGUCAUCAUCGGUUUCCUAGAAUGUCCAAACUACCAGGAAACGCAGGUGUGUCGUUACUGGGCGACAAGUCCCUGGAGUUCUACCGGGACCCGGUGAGCUUCUACCGGCAGCGGGUGGACAAGCACCGGGGCCGGGUGUUCCAGGGCCGGCUGCUCAACAGACCCACCGUGUUCGUGUGCUCCGCGGCGGGGAUGAGAGAGCUGCUGGGCGAGAAAUCCAACGUGUUCCUGAAGGAUCCCACUGACUUGAUGACCAGCAUGUACGGUGACACCCUUGUCACCACUAAUGGUGAAGAGGCAUGUCUUCUCCGUCUGUCCCUCACCAGCCUGUUCACAGGAAGCUGUUUGAAAUCAUCAAAUGAUUAUAUCAGCAGUGUAUGUGUGCGCUGUCUGAAGGACCUCUCUCUCAGUGGGCAGCCAGAGUGUGUGUACUCGGUCUUCAAGUGUCUGGGGACGGAGUUGGUUUUGGGCCUUUUUCUGAACGUAAGAGCGGAGGAGCAGCCGGAGCUGUUCCACGAAAUCAUGCAGCUCUGCACCCUGCACUGGCACGGUCUGAUCUCUGCCCCGGUCAACAUGAAGGUUCCUCUGUGGUCGUCGGGUUUCUCCACCGCUCUGGACGCCAGAGACAAACUAAUGGACAUCAUCAAAGACAAACUGGAGAAUGACAAACAGGGUUUUGUCGGCUCUCUCGGCUCUCUGCCUCUGCCCGACUCCUCAGCUGCCUCCCAGCAUCUCCUGCUGUUCAUCUCAGCUCUGAUCCCCAAAGCUUUUGCGUCGCUGCUCACCUCCUUCACUCUGGCACUCAGCGGGAACGAACAGGAGAACAAACGUCGGCGAGCGAGAGAAGAACCUGACUACCUGCACAACGUACUGCUGGAGGUGCAGAGACUCUGGCCUGCUUUCAUCGGCGGACGCAGAAUUGCUGAUCUGGACUCCACCCUCGCAGGGUUUCACGUCCCAAAGGGCCACGGCGCAAUCUACAUCAGCCACGGCGUCCACCGUGACCCGGAGGUGUUCCAGCAGCCAGAUGACUUCCUGCCAGAGAGGUGGAGCGGCAGGAAUGCAGGUCAGGAGCAUUUCCUGUGCUCCUUCGGCAGCGGGGCCAGGAACUGCAUCGGAUCCAAGCUUGCUGACGUCUUCCUCAAGGAAGCCUGUGUGUACCUGUUAACACACUACGACUGGUGUUUGGAUCCUCCAUCUCAGGACCUGGAGUACAAAUGGCUGCCUGUGUCUCGCCCCGCCAACCCCCCCACCAUGUCCUUCGCCCGACUGGAUCAGACCAGAUCUGACAAGAGUGACACCAGCUAAGGGAUGCACAGCACAUCCAGUGACGUUACCACUUGAUAGAUUCAAAAACAACAACAACAUGUAGGCUCUGAAGAAAUCUGAGAGGGAAGCCGUCAAACUGAGAGGCUUUCCCCCCCCGCUGCGUAUAAUACAGUAAUCUUCCUGGGGGAAGCCGAGGAGUGUGUUGGUUUCACUCUGCCAGUUCCUCUGCAGCUGUCUGUGAUGAAUCUGCACCAGAAGCUCAAUGACUCAUUCUUCCUUUUGUUAAAUAUGACAACGCUAGACGGUAUAUUUUUUUCCUAUUAUCCCAUAUUUUACAGCAUAAAAAAAGAUCACGACACACAAAUCUCUUCGGCUCAUUAGAUUUAACUGCAGCAACUUGUCUCAUACAUCAGGCUUUGCUUCAAGGUUGAGCAGAUACUGUGUAUAUUCAAAUUGUAUUCCUUUUUUUUACCUGUUUUUAAUUCAAAUUGAUAAAUCUCCAUAGCUGCAGUUUUAAUAACGUAGAAAUCGUUUUUUUGCCACACUGUAGAGUCAGUGUUUCAACUAAAUAAAUCAACACACACACACACACACACAAAAAAAAACACACACAGAGGUAAGCCCUCAGAUUCCAUCACUGACGGCAAACCUGCCUACCCCCCCUCCUCCUAGCAACCACCACUGCUUAGCAACAGUUCGUCAUACCGACAGUGACUUGUCCUCCCUUAGUAUGCAAGUCUGUCUCUCGCUCUCACUCUCACUCAACACACACACACACUAACCAGGUUAGUUUUGAAUGCGUUCAGUCGGCAGUGAUACACACGCCAUCUGAAUCUCAUGUAAACGAGGCCAGGAGGCUUCUCAGAGCACGUCCCUGCAUUUUAAAUAAUUUUGGAGACUUGGAAUGAUGUUUAGCACUUGAAUCGUGGACCACUGCAGCCUUACUAUCUGCCUGCAACACUAAUACCAGUUUAAUGUCUUAAUUUAUUCAUGUGAAAGUGUAGCAAUAACAAUUAUUAUUGUUUAUGUUUGUAUCUGUUUCAUGGAAAUGCUGUAAGCGUUAAAGCGUUUGUAACAUCAUGUGAUGUUUUUGAGACAGAAAUCUCGACUUCCGUGCUGCAUUGUUGUUUUAUAAGCCUGUGUUUAAAGUAAAGAAUUGUUCAUAUAUGAGCAAAAUG